AAUUGAUCGAUCGUUGUUCGGUCUUGCAGCCCCUCGGUACUAGGGCCUGCUUAUGAGGAGAUUCGGUUUAUUCAGUGGUGUCUGUCUAGUUCAUGAUUCAUGUACUCGUACUUCAUCCCCAUCGUCAAAACGUGUAUCAUUUUUACUACACAUAGAGUGUAGAAGAAACGCCCUGUAGUAACUAAUGUCUUAAGUACUGCCGGCGGCGGCCUCUUACAAGCUUCCCGAGCCGAAGAACUAGAAGCUAACUCAUCCUCCAUCAAAAAUGCGUAAUUCCAGCACAACGAGCAACCGCAAUGCUCGAUACUAUCCGCAAACCCACCAAACCUACGGGGCUACAACAACCACGUCAAUUGGCCCGAGCUACGACCACCCGCCCGGUGAGGACCAGGAGCUGCAUCCCGUCCAUCCAGUCCGACAGCAUGCGCUUAUGGACGAAGGUUUCGAUACGUCUGACCCAGAGGAAAGAGCUGAAUCUCCUGAACAAACAGCAAUCCAAAUUAGUACCGGCACAAGUGGACCUUCUUCCUCGUCUUCGAGAAGCGGAACUACAAAUGCAGUAGAUGCUGGAAAACCUACAUUUAUUUCGUCAAAGAAGGAACUAUUACCCUGCAGCCAGGAGCUCAACAGCUACACUCAACCGACCAACGGGCGAGGGUCCCACAAGUACUGGACCCCACUGUUUUUCUACGGUGAGGGAGAGGAUGAAAAUGAGGGAGAUGCAGAAGCAGCGGGAGCGCAACCUCCCGGAAGUACAAAUUCAUCUGCUCCUCCUGCCCCAACAAGAACAUCCGCUACGACACGCGGGACGUCGGUUGUUGCUGGUCUUCCGAGCGAUCCGUUUGGCCACGAGUUUUCGGUAGAGCAGGAUGUCAUGAAUCGGGAUUGUGUGGAGUUUUGCUGCGGUUGCAAAUGCGGCAACCGUUACCACAUCAAGCCGAAGGAUUCAAAGCAGAACGCACUGACAGAGAUGUAUUUUUGCGGCAAUUUUUUUACAUUUUGUACAGUUCUACCUGCUCGCUCUACGUCAUGAGAAACACGUCAAGAUUUUGUGACUUGGAAGAUGCAUGAUGGAAACAAAAAAAAAAUCCCAGGUACGUGACCGAAACUUCUUCGCUUUUCCAAAAGCUCUGCUGUGGGGUGUAUCGCGGGCUCACCUUCGACAUCUUUUACGGCGGCGAGUACAAAAGCCGCCGCGACCGGGAGUCGGUGAACCGGCCGGACAAGAAGAUUCUGGAGUUGCAAAAGCCCUUUGUUUGCCAAAUCUGCGGGUGCUGCUGCUGCGACGGCUGCAGUAGCUUUUGCCGGCCGAAGUUUGAGGUCAGGUACACCGCGGAGAAGUUCUCCGGGCCGAAACCAAUCGGAUUCGUGCAGGACCACUUCAAAUGCUGCGGCUUGAAAGAGGAGCUUUUUCUGUACAAGGAUAAUGCGAGUAUUGGCCAGCAACAGCCUUCUCAAACCCAAGGCAGGACCUCGUCUUCUAGCAGGGGAGCAGCGGCGGGAGCACUGGGGGAAUCAAAUGCGGAACACGUUUUCACCAUCGAGGGCUACAAUCUGCAGGUCGGGUUCUGCUGUCCGUGCGGCGACUCGGUGUACGACAUUACGGAUAGGCGGAAAGACCGUGCUGGAAAUAACGGGAAUACAGCUGGUCCGAGGAAAGUUGGAAACGUGACGAAAAAAGGGGGCGCUUGUUUGCAGUGUUUGAAGGAGACGUUUCUGGAUGUGGAGAAUUUCAAGGUCUCUCCCCCGGAUCAGGCCAGUUUCGAAGAAAAGUCGCUGAUCGCAGCGUAUGGAACCAGGAAAAAAACUGUGUUUAGUGAAAGAAAGUCGCUGAUAGCCGUGUUCGUUGCGGAAAAUGCAAAAAACCCUGCAUGACAACAAGUUUUUCAUGUCAUGCGGAACAAAUUUUUAGUCCUGUGCUGAUCGUACACCGACACAGUUUUUUUGUUUGGAUACGGGUGCAGCCCUGAUGAUCGAUCUGCAACACUACGAAGACCGGCACGACCAACACAUGGACGCUUAAGGUGUUUUUGUACAAACUCCGCGCUUCAAAGUCAAAGUUAGCAUUUAUGUAUGAUAAGCAUAAAAUAAAAAGAUUAUACUUUGUACCUAAAAGAUACAGACUCGAUGUAGCGAACGACUCCUGAAUCCUUUUCGAUUUCGAUAGACAAGCACGGAAAUUCCACUCCACUGUACAAAAGUUUUCGCGACGAAAUUCUUGUACCAAAAAGAAAAAAAAAUCAUGCGCUGGAAAGUCAAAGAGGAAU
Molecule: messenger RNA, 2267 nt
Organism: Amoebophrya sp. A120
Lineage: Eukaryota; Dinophyceae; Syndiniales; Amoebophryaceae
Source: the annotation of a GenBank genome assembly